Messenger RNA from Aaosphaeria arxii CBS 175.79, 1093 nucleotides. RefSeq lists its product as uncharacterized. Bases 406 to 870 code for a protein of 154 amino acids. The transcript has 2 exons. The record is from RefSeq and is a predicted model, not a curated record. Lineage: Eukaryota; Fungi; Ascomycota; Dothideomycetes; Pleosporales.
GGAGGGGGUGGUAGGUUCCGGACAUGGCCAUUUUGGAAUUCUCAUGAUCGUCGUAUCUACCAUUCGAACGUCGUCAGAUUCUGCUAUCUACCACAUCUAAAACAUGGAAUCAACUAAUGGGUUUUUUCCUGUUUGACAAUGGAAAAAAUCAUUAUUCGGACCUUCACAAGAAAUCCGAUUGACCCGAGAAAGUAAAGCAGCCAAAGCUUGAUAAGUGGCCCUGGUUGGCGCGCGGAGAAAAAAAAACGGAUUUUCUCAGACCAGAAACACGCCCUCUUUCCUGAUAUUUCCAUGAAGCCGAAACGACGAUGUCCCAAGAAGGGUUCGUCGUCGGAAUGACAAGAACCUCAAUAAACUGAAGGAUCGGUCAAUACGCUGGGGAUCGGACCAGACUGGCCAAGGCAAAUGAUCAAGGAAUCGGACGAGGACGAAAUUGGGGGGGAGACAGAGAACGCCACUGGCGUCACUGCGCAGCGGGCGCCAAAACGUUUCGCGGUUGCCCGCCCUGGUUUCGAGACCCCAACGGGCCAAGUCUGGAUGCUCUUAAGCACUGCAGGCAGCGUCACAGGCGGCGCUGGUGGCCCAGCUUCAGACUAUCUGGUGCUACCGGGUGAGAAGACACGGCCGCCAGGGGACACCAGCGAGGGUCUUUCUCCCAGCGAAGACCCUCUCGAAAGGGUCUGGACUACGCAAUGGCAUUCUGACUAUUGCGUAGAUGGUGGAGAUCUGCGUCUCCUUAGGCUCCGUUUCGGGUGGGCGAGAAGGUCUACUAGGAAGCUUCAAUCCGUCAUUGCGGGUGUUCGAAAACAGGGCAGUAUCACGAAGUUAUCGAUAAGGCUUUGGGAAAUUGAUGAGAUGAUGAGAUGGUGAGAUGGAGAUAGAUGGAUAUGCAGACUACGAGGUGUUGUCGGGUGGAUGGCUGUUGUGCAUCUUCCGUCGUGCCGUGCUUCCCAAUCACGUAUGAGUACUGCAUCGUACUCUACACAUUAUUAUUAUUCGGCAAUAAUUCGCCAUAGGUACAUACAUACAUACAUUGGCAUGUAUGUGGAGUGUCAAUUCGUACUCCUCGGCGUCAAAUAAAGGUGCGAACAAC